AUGGCCGAGUAUCAACCACAAGGAAUUGUUUAAUAGCCUGCUCUCUAUGGAACACCCCAAACAAUUACAGGUUAACCUCAAUUUGUGAGACCUAUUGUUCUUGGAAAUUCAACCUACUAACAACAACUAGUAACAAAUUAGAAUUUGGGUCAGAGCGGAUUCUAUUAAGGUGGUGGAGUGUUGGUUAAUCAACCAGUUUUGGGCGCAUCAGCAAUUAGUUCAAACAUAGUCUCAACUGGAUAAGCAGUAAAAGGAGAAUCAAGAAUUGAAUACAUUCCUUAUGAAAAGACAAUAAUGGAAUACGAAGAAGUGAGAAGACAGAUUUAGGUGCCAAUUACAAGAUAGAUCACAGAAUAUUAGGCCAUUUAAUAUGAGACUGAAUAUAUUCCUUAAGUGAUCUAAGAAAAAGUGAUUGAAUAUAUGCCAGUUGAAAAGUUUGCUGAAAGAGUAGAAUACCAAACAGUCACGAGAUAAAAUGUGCUUUAAAAUACUGUACAAUAAGUAUAGUAAACAUAAAUUUAACCAAUUGUGACAACCCAAACAUACUAAACAACCACUCCUAUUGUCUAAACAGUCUAAUAACCUAUUGUCACAUAAGUAGCUUAACCAAUUAAUGUUCCACAAACCUAUUAUUCUACAUAUUAAUGACCAAUCGCUACAUAAUAUAUUUAGCAACCUCUCCCUGUUUAAUAGUCAAUCCCAGCCCCAUUAUAUCAGACCUCAAGUCCUAGAUUAAGAUAGCCUUCACAAUUUAUCAAAGCAUCUGCUCCAGUAACAACAACUU
Molecule: messenger RNA, 784 nt
Organism: Paramecium tetraurelia
Lineage: Eukaryota; Ciliophora; Oligohymenophorea; Peniculida; Parameciidae
Exons: 4
Source: RefSeq, a predicted model, not a curated record